AAACAUCCUAUGGUAAACACAGACUGGAAACAUGAGGAACAAGUAAAGAUCGUCUGACACUAACUAGUAACAUUACCAUUUCUGCAAAUAUGUAUUUGAGUAGAUCUAGCUUACAGGGAUCUCGUUGUUAUACAUCACUCCUGGCUGAGUUGCCUAUUUGAAACACGAACUUGGGCUAACAAGUCCAGCAUUAGCUCACAGAGAGUUGAAUGAGAUAUCGCUGUGCCUUUGCGAUAUGACGAAGGGAAUAUAAUAACCAUGGAUGCAUGUGAGGGACUUGAUUUGGCAUUACAAGACUUGUUGGAGUUAAGGGAGAAUGAAGUGGAAUUCGUCAGUGCACUGCGAGACCACAUCGAGUCCAACUGGCGGUUGAAGCUUCAAGUCGAAGACCUCCAGAAAAAGUUGGAUGUUAAAGAGGGACAACUUAAAGAGGCCAAUAGGACCAUCAGAGCUCUGAGAGGCAAUGUUCAAACACUUCAGGAGCAGGUGACAAUGCGUAAGAGAAACUACCGGAACAUACUGGGAAAGGCCCCGCCCACAAGAAAUAAAGAUGAAAUCCAGACACGGGCUCACACAAUUCCACCCGCCGUGGCCAUCUCGUGUGCUUCAGAGAGUCCUGAAUCUGUGGAUGACACCAGAGAGCAGUCUUCAGCGGAGGUGCCAGCUGUAGCAGGGGUGGACUGCAGUGCACAGAGGGCGACAGAAGAGUUUCAAGAAGACGAGGACGCCGUUGACAACGACGGAGACAGUGACUUCAUUCCUAAUAAUGAAGAUGUCCAGUCUGGCUCUGAUGAUGAGAAUAUCCCCGCACCCUCCAAGAAACGACGACGACAACCCAAAAGGAUUGUGGUCAAGAAACCGCGCCAUACCUGCGGCGUCUGUCAUCAGACAUUUUGGAAGCUGACAGGGCUCAGAGCACACCAGAAGUGUCACAAGGACAAAAACAUCGCUCCGCGACCGAGACCGAGGAAACGGCACUGUCGGCUGAAGGAAGAGGAAGGAACCGAAAAGCCACCGCGGCCGCCGCCGCCUCCUCUCGGGAAGCCGUACGAGUGCGACGAGUGCGGAAAGAGUUUCCGGACUUUAAGUCACCUCACCGUCCACCACAGGAUCCACACGGGGGAGAAACCGUACUCUUGCACCAUAUGCGAGAAGACGUUCGCCCAGAAGACCAGCGUCACGUCGCACCUGGUGACCCACGCCAGCAAGGACGCGCCGAUAGCGUGCCCGCACUGCCAGGUGACGUUCACGUCGUCCACGUCGCUCCGGCGGCACAUCGCGGGCCACCGGACGGAGAACCGGAACAUGUGCUCGAAGUGCGGCGCGGCGUUCGCCGGCGCGGCCGAGCUCAAGGCGCACAAGGCCUCGCACGCGGCCGAGCGCCCGCUCUCGUGCCCGCACUGCGCCAAGAGGUUCCGCAACGCGUCGGGCCUCAAGGAGCACGUGCGCACGCACACGGGCGAGCGGCCGUACCUGUGCCACGACUGCGGCCGCUCGUUCAGCUGCGCGCAGCACCUCAAGACGCACCGCCGCACGCACACCGGCGAGCGCCCGUACGCCUGCGCCGAGUGCGGCGAGCGCUUCGCCCAGGGCGUCACGCUGCGCAAGCACCGGCUGCGCCACACGGGCGAGAAGCCGCACCUGUGCUCGCUGUGCGGCAAGGCCUUCGCCCGCGCCGAGGUGCUCAAGACGCACAUGCGCGUGCACACCGGCGAGAAGCCGUACGGCUGCGGCGUGUGCGGACAGGCCUUCGGCUACGUGCAGACCCUGCAGUCGCACCAGCUGCGCAUGCACAUGAAAGAGGAGGACGCUUCAGGCGCGGCGGGAACGUAGAGCGCACACACACACGCAGCUCUUUUAGGCUGCUUCAGAAGCCUGGAGGACACAAGAACAGCUCUUUUAGGCUGCUUCAAAGGCCUGGAGGGCACACGGGCAGCUCUUUUAGGCUGCUUCAAAUGCCUGAAGGGCACAAGAACAGCUCUUUUAGGCUGCAUUCAAAUGCCUGGAGGACACAAGAACAGCUCUUUUAGGCUGCUUCAAAUAACUGAAGGGCACACGGGCAGCUCUUUUAGGCUGCUUCAAAUAACUGGAGGGCACACGGGCAGCUCUUUUAGGCUGCUUCAAAUAUCUGAGGGCCAAAUGCCUGGAGGGCGAUCGUAGCUACAUAAGUCAUAAGUGUCAGUUACAGAUUAAAUAUAUAAGGGAUGUCAGGAUGUUAUUAUCCGGUAUUGUUCAAUGUCUUUUCCAUCCUCCUGAAAAAAAAAGCUUGCUGCUUGUAAUUCAGUGUUAUAUGUGUUAUAUCUGUUAAGCAACAACAGUGGGGCAUGCAAUU
Sardina pilchardus (European sardine) is the source of this 2332-nucleotide messenger RNA. RefSeq names its product zinc finger protein 883-like. The record is from RefSeq and is a predicted model, not a curated record. NCBI's taxonomy places the organism in Eukaryota, Metazoa, Chordata, Actinopteri, Clupeiformes, Clupeidae. Gene Ontology annotation, biological process: regulation of transcription by RNA polymerase II. Bases 259 to 1833 code for a protein of 524 amino acids. The transcript is spliced from 6 exons. Gene Ontology annotation, molecular function: RNA polymerase II cis-regulatory region sequence-specific DNA binding; DNA-binding transcription factor activity.